AUGUUUAACCCUAAUAACCCUAACCCUAAUAACAGAAGUAAUAAUAAUUUAACAUCAGAUGAUCGCAUGAUGUUAAGCAACAACUUCAAUCUCCAACUACAACAGCAUCAUCAAUCAACUCUAUUUACGAAUAAUACAACAAUGAGAUUAAACGAUCCUUUGGCCAGUACAAGUACAAACUACCAGGAGAAUUUCCCGUAUUUAAUGCCACAUCCUAUGUAAGAAUAAUUUAUUGAAAGAAAAAAAAACUAAACAUAUAUGUACAUUAAAAAUUGAAUUUCUAUAUUUUUAAAGGGGUGCAUCAUCAUUGGUAAACAAUAUGCUGAAUCAUAUUAAUGGAAUGAAUUCUUCGAACUGCAGCUUAUUCAAUUCUGAUGAUAUUUUUCCAAUAUUUAAUACUCAAUCAGGAUUAGACAACAGCCGCAUGUUUAGAGACAAUGCAAUAUCACUUGGCCCAAAUGUUCAAACGUCAAACAGUGCUCAGUAUUCCAAACCAGAGGCUGCAGAAAGGACAACUUAUGGUAAUAAUUAUUAAUUUUAGAUUAUGAGUGUAUUUUUACUACGAUAUGUUUUUAUCAUAAAACACACUUUUUUGAUAAAUAAAAAUAAUUCCAUUUUUUCAUGAAGUACCUUUAAUGAUUUUACUUCAUUUUGAAAAAUUGUUUUAAAUUCUUGUUAGUUUUUCUUAAAAUUAAAUAUUAUUGGACAACAAAUUACGAUUUAUAAUUUCAUUUUUUUUUAUUUCUACGUUACCUUGACCAUAAAGGAAAAAACCAAGUGGGGUUUGUAACCUGCCAGUUUACCGAUUUUCACUCAGAAUCAUUUUUUGAUUGUUAUAGGGUGCUUUAUUUAGUAUACAUAGGUAUUUAUGUAUCUAUACUAAAUUACUCAUAACCUUAACCUGACCAACUUCUGACCUAUAACAGUGGUCUACCUAUGAUGGGAAGUUAUGUGUCGAGUUUUUCAUUUGAUAUAUUCUUAAAUUGUUGUCAUUUUUAUUAAUUUGAUUAUAUUGUAAUUUGAAUACCUACUAUUUACAACUUUACCUACAUGCAGGUAGUUAAAUCAUAAUUUGUGUCAUAAUAUUAUUUUUAGCUAAACGAAUUAAAUCCACUGGUUCAACUGUGGGGGAGUUUAGAAUGAGAAAUAAAGAUUUCCCUGCUUUGCCUGGUACUGAAAAUGUUAAUAAUGCUUCAACCUCAAAUGUAAAUCCAACCCAUCAGUGGCAUUCAAAAACUUUUGGUUCUGGAAACAAAUUAUUGGAAGAAAAUUGCAUGGAACCCUUUAUGAAUCAAAUAUUUGAUCAGCCAAGCAGUAGCCGUGCUAACAUCGACUUCCCAUAUAUGAUUCGUCACACUGAUGGCAAAAGUGGAGUUCAAAUAUCACCUGAAGGUUUGUUAUUUAUAGUUUACUAAAUAAUAACUAUUUACUUUAUUAAAGUUAUAAUUCAAUUUAAAUGGUUUUAAGUUGAUUUAUUCUGGAUAUUCUCUAUUUACUUGAAUCAUUUUAUAUUUAUUCCUCAAUUAAAAAUACAUUAUGUAUAUUUUAUAAGCUGAAACGUUUUUUAAUGUGAUCUUACAAGUUUAUACAUUUAGUAAUUAAUACUGGUUAUCUAGGUAAAGUUACAAAUAUACCAGGCACUAUGUUAAAAGAUCAAUUUGGUAUUAUUGGUCAAAUAAUGACUAUGAGAGCAGCAUCAACUGAUCCUAGUUUGGUAGAAUUAAGCAUUGGAAUAGAUUUGACCACACUUGGUAUGGAUUUGAACUCCCCUGGAAACAAUUAUCCAACAUUUGGUGGUCCAUUUAAAAACUGUCCACUUCAACCCCAUGAAACAGAACAUCAAGUACCAUCUGAGUAUCUGAUUCAUCAAAAAAUCAAGUGAAAAGUUAAAUGUAUAGUCUUAGUUACUUAGUUACUAAUUUAUGUUCAUUUUAGGGAUAAGUUGGCUCCAAUAAAUUUCAGUAACUUUGGCGAAGACCUCCUAUUUUAUCUCUUUUAUAACCAUUUUGGCGAUAGUAUACAGCCGGCUGUUGCUAAAGAAUUGUAAGUGAUAAACAAGUCGUGUUUGGGUUUUUUUAUUUGUAUAAUACAACAGUAAUUUAUUAUACAGGUAUUUGCGAAAUUGGCGUUAUCACACGGAACAACGUAAAUGGAUUACACGAAUGUCUGAAAUAAGUGUCACAGAAACUGAUGGUAUUAUAUUUGAAUGUGGCAUUUAUAAUGUCUUUGAUACUGAAACUUGGCGUAAGAUCCCCAGAAAGUUGUAUGUAGAUCACAGCAAGUUGGAAAACCCUGAAAGAGAAACAUAA
This is a messenger RNA of Cinara cedri, 2309 nucleotides long. NCBI's taxonomy places the organism in Eukaryota, Metazoa, Arthropoda, Insecta, Hemiptera, Aphididae. The record is from the annotation of a GenBank genome assembly.